AAAUAAUGCUACAGAAGAAUCUUCACCUUCGAGACAGCGAGUCUGACACAUUUAUCUUCCAUUUCUAGAGAGAUAAAAGUUUGGUUUUUGAAUAGUUGGUGUGAACUCUGAAGUGUAGUGAAGUGAAGAAGUGAAUACUUUUAUAUUGCACCUGUUUAGUUAGGCUUAGCUGUGUUUUUUUAUUUUUACUUUUAAAUGUCUCUGAAGUUUGAUUUUAUUAUCAGUUUAUCACCAUUGACUCUAGAAACCGUUUCUGGGUGUUAGUGAUUCCGAGGAAACUGUUUCUGGUUAGUGGUGUUAAUGUCUUUUGAGCAUGCAAGACGCGGUUUUGCGGAAGAUCAGGGCUUUAUCUGAUUGCUGAUUCUGGAAGCAUUACAUUUACAUGAGUUAAUAUUUAUUCAGAACUUGUCAAAGCAAAGUUUUGAGGUUGUUGAUUGGUGAUCCUUUCUCUGAGGCAUUUUCUAUGUCACUACAUUAGUGUGUCUGAGACAUAGUGAUAAAAGUGUUUCUGUGAAGUUUGAAGAUUAAGCCACAACAUAUAUUUCUUCAAAGAAGCAUUGGAGAGUGGAAAACAAGGCUGUUUUGUGGAUCAUUCAAUGGCUCUCAACAGGAUAAACUCUUGGAAUAUCAAGCAAGUCAACUUGAUUUGAGCUAAUAAUCAGUUCUGUGCCUACCAAAUCGAAGUCAUGGUGGAAGAUGGUGAUGAGGUUGAUGCACGUUCCACAGAAGACUGGUUGUUGCAUGCACAGGAACUUGUUCCUGUUGUCCUUGAUAAGGCCAGAGAGGUCAAGGGAUUUGCUGGUAGAUGGAAGAUGAUUGUUGCGAAAUUGGAACAGAUCCCUUCGCAGUUAUCGGAUUUGUCGAGCCAUCCAUGCUUCUCGAAGAAUGCUCUUUGCAAGGAGCAGUUGCAGGCUGUGUCAAAAACACUUGGGGAAGCGAUUGAAUUGGCUGAGUUGUGUGUGAAGGAGAAGUAUGAGGGUAAGCUUCGGAUGCAGAGUGAUCUGGAUGCAUUGGCUGGGAAGCUUGAUUUGAAUUUGAGGGAUUGUGGGCUUCUGAUCAAGACUGGUGUGCUUGGUGAGGCUACUUUGCCAUUAACUGUGUCUAGUUCUGUGGCAGAAUCAGAUGUUGCAACACACAACAACAUAAGGGAGUUGCUGGCGCGCCUUCAGAUCGGGCACUUGGAAGCGAAGCACCGAGCUUUAGACAGCGUUGUUGAGGCCAUGAAGGAGGAUGAGAAGAGUGUUUUAGCUGUUCUUGGUCGGAGCAACAUUGCUGCUUUGGUUCAAUUGCUUACAGCUACCUCUCCCAGGAUAAGAGAAAAAACAGUUACUGUAAUAUGCUCGCUUGCAGAAACCGGUAGCUGUGAAAAUUGGCUAGUUUCUGAAGGAGUUCUGCCUCCUCUUAUAAGGCUUGUUGAAUCCGGCAGUGUGGUGGGGAAGGAGAAGGCAACAAUAUCCCUUCAGAGGUUGUCGAUGUCAGCCGAAACAGCACGAGCAAUCGUGGGACAUGGCGGGGUUCGUCCAUUGGUUGCACUUUGUCAAACCGGUGAUUCUGUGUCACAGGCCGCGGCUGCGUGUACUCUGAAGAACAUAUCAGCUGUUCCUGAGGUGAGACAAGCAUUGGCUGAAGAAGGGAUUGUGACGGUAAUGAUCAAUCUGCUUAACUGUGGAAUUCUGUUAGGUUCCAAAGAGCAUGCUGCAGAGUGCUUGCAGAACCUCACUGCAAGCAAUGAGAAUCUAAGGAAGAGUGUCAUAUCAGAAGGUGGUGUUAGGAGUCUUCUGGCUUAUCUUGAUGGUCCACUUCCUCAGGAAUCUGCGGUUGGAGCAUUGAGGAACUUGGUUGGAUUAGUCCCUGAGGAAUCCUUGGUUUCCCUCGGUUUGAUCCCCCGUUUGACUCAUGUGUUAAAGUCCGGAUCCUUAGGUGCUCAGCAAGCAGCUGCGGCUGCGAUAUGCUGCGCUUGCAGUUCCACAGACAUGAAGAAAAUGGUUGGUGAAGCUGGCUGCAUCCCUCUCCUUGUGAAGAUGCUUGAGGCCAAGUCAAACAGUGUUAGAGAGGUUGCUGCUCAAGCAAUAGCAAGCUUGAUGGUUGUGUCUCAGAAUCGAAGAGAGGUUAAGAAGGAUGAUAAGAGUGUGCCAAACUUGGUUCAGUUGCUUGAUCCAAGCCCUCAGAAUACUGCAAAAAAAUAUGCAGUUACUUGCCUUGGAUCACUUUCUUCAUGUAAGAAAUGUAAGAAGCUAAUGAUCUCGUAUGGGGCAAUUGGGUAUCUGAAGAAACUUACUGAGAUGGACAUUCCAGGAGCUAAAAAGCUGCAUGAAAGGUUGGAAAGAGGGAAAUUUAGAAGUUUGUUUAGCAAGAAAUAGAGGAAAAAAAUAUUAACUUUUUUUUUUUGUAUCAAGAAGCCAAAUACUAAGUUGCAAACUGGAAUGAAGAAGUUUGCUAAUCUAUGUAUUAUAAAUCAGUGUUAGAUUAUAUUAUAAAUAUUUAAAUUUCUGUACUC
Molecule: messenger RNA, 2497 nt
Organism: Glycine soja
Lineage: Eukaryota; Viridiplantae; Streptophyta; Magnoliopsida; Fabales; Fabaceae
Product: protein ARABIDILLO 2-like
Exons: 4
Coding region: 687-2360 (557 amino acids)
Molecular function (GO): protein binding
Source: RefSeq, a predicted model, not a curated record